GACAGGGCCGUUCCUCUCCAGUAUAAAUACUGGGUCCUGGUGGAGACGGGUAGAAAAGUGGGGCAUACACCUUCAGGACUGAGUGAAAAGACAAAAGAGGAGUCAAACUUAUCAUAAAAGGAGGUUACACGGCAGAAUGACUGACCAAAACGGUGUAUUUAUGGGGAUGGACCUGCUUUGCCAGGUGAACAGCCAUGCCCAUCGUACAGAGGAGAUGGACGUGGAAAGGCUGCUGGUUCGUCGGGGGCAGCCCUUCUCCCUUGCCUUGCAGUGCCACACAACCCUGUCCCCUAAACACAAACUAGCCAUGAUCUUGCAUCUAGGUAAGGAGGGUGAGGUGGUGGUGAAGGUGUUGGAUGCCCGUGCUGGCAGGGACAAGUGGUGGUUCCGCCAGCAGGGGGCUCAGAGUGAGGUGCUGCUGACGAUCCACAGCCCAGCAGACGCCCCUGUGGGACUCUACAGCGUGACAGUGCUGCUCCUCUCCCCUGACGGACACAUCCUGGAGAAGACAACACCAGAGACGUUCUACCUGCUCUUCAACCCCUGGUGCAAAGCUGACUCUGUGUACCUCCCUGACGAGGAGCUGCUAGAGGAGUACAUCCUGAAUGAAAAUGGCCUCCUUUACCAGGGUUCCUGGGACCAGAUUUCCUCACUACCCUGGAACUUUGGACAGUUUGAACAAGAUGUGGUGGACAUCUGUUUUGAAAUCCUGGACAAUUCACCUGCUGCACUGACAAACCCAGAGAUGGACACAGCCAACCGAGCAGACCCAGUGUACGUGAGCAGGACAAUUACUGCCAUGGUGAAUGCUAAUGAUGACCUUGGCGUGGUGUCGGGCCGUUGGGACGGGAAGUACGAUGACGGGGUGCCGCCCACACGUUGGACUGGCAGUGUGCCCAUCCUCAGGCGCUGGAGUGAGGCCGGGGCACAGAGGGUGCGCUACGGACAGUGCUGGGUGUUCUCAGGCGUAGCCUGUACAAUUCUUCGCUGUCUGGGCAUACCCACUCGCCCAGUUACAAACUACUCUUCUGCCCAUGACACUGAUGGCAACCUGAAUGUGGACUAUCUGUAUGAUGAGCAGCUGGAGAGUGUGUCUGAAGGCAGGAAGGACAUGAUCUGGAACUACCAUUGCUGGGUGGAGUCCUGGAUGGACAGGGAGGAUCUUCCUAAAGGCUAUGAUGGGUGGCAGGCUCUGGAUCCCACCCCACAGGAGAGGAGUGAUGGGGUGUACUGUUGUGGGCCCUGUCCAGUCAAGGCGGUGAGGGACGGUGAUGUGGGGAUGAAGUAUGAUGCAGCCUUCGUGUUCUCUGAGGUGAACGCAGACCUGGUCACCUGGAUCGUCUACCCAGAUGGCCAACGCUCACAAGUUUCCCUCAACCAGAAUACAGUGGGCCAAAACAUCAGCACCAAGAGUGUGUACGGAGACUACAGAGAGGACAUCACUAAACAUUACAAAUACCCCGAAGGUUCAGUGAAGGAGCGUGAGGUGUAUGAGAAGGCAGGACGGCGGGUAACGCAGCCGAAUGGAGCACCAGGGCAGCUGGAGCUGAAGAUCAAACACGCCCAGGCCGUCCUGGGGACAGACUUUGAUGUGAUAGUGGAGGUGCACAACGUCGGUGGAGAGGACACCCCAGCCCAGCUGACUGUGACGUCCAACGCUGUCACCUACAACAGCCUCCACCGGGGGGAGUGCCAUAGGAAGACUGCCAGCCUGACCGUGCCAGCCCAGAAAGCUCAUAAGGAAGUGCUGCGGCUACGGUACGAACACUACGGGGCAUGUGUGUCUGAGCAUAACCUGAUCAGGGUCACAGCACUACUCCAGGUCAGCGGCCAGCCCGAAGUCGUCUUACAAGAGGUCAACAUCCAACUGAGCAUGCCUCAGCUCCAUGUCAAGGUAGUGGGAGAUGCAGUUGUAUCUCGGAAAUUGAUUGCCCACAUUAGCUUCACCAAUCCACUGCCUAUUACCCUCAGAGGGGGCGUGUUUACUGUGGAGGGGGCAGGUCUGACAGCAGCGCGGGAGAUCCAAGCACCAGAUGACAUUGGACCAGGUCAAGAGGUCAAGGUCAAGUUGUCCUUCAAGCCCACCCGAGCAGGCCUGAGAAAACUGAUGGUCGACUUUGAUGCAGACAGAAUAAGGGAUGUUAAAGGCAUUGCCACUUUGAUUGUGAGAAACAAGUGAACUGUCAAUUAACAACGUAUAUCAUAUCAUGUAUAUUUCUAUAUAAAAUAAUUACCCUGUAAAUGCAAUAUGAAAGUGAGUUGCAAAAUCAUGUGUUGUUAUUUUCUAUUCUUCUUGAUGAUCUUAUGAAGAGAUUUACAAGCCUUGGCAAAGAAAGGUGGGUCUCUGAAUCCAAAAGUAUUGCUAGAGUCCGGAGACUAAAUCUAAAUGUAACCAUACCCUUUGUCACGUAGAGUAGGCCAGAAGGCUAAACUGAAAAACCUAACCUCUAUCAAAUAAAAAUAUGGCGGCAAAAGUA
Molecule: messenger RNA, 2477 nt
Organism: Oncorhynchus mykiss (rainbow trout)
Lineage: Eukaryota; Metazoa; Chordata; Actinopteri; Salmoniformes; Salmonidae
Source: RefSeq, a predicted model, not a curated record